GUACACGGUGUUUUACUGGAGUAUCCUGUAUCCAAUUUCAUGACCUGCAUUCCAACUCCAGAUUAUUCUCAUUUGAAAUGCUAUGAUAGUGUGUAUGAGCCAUCAGAGGACUCAUUCCUAUUCCUUGAUGCUUUGGAACAGGAACAGGAUUUUUUGAAGCAAAUUAAUCCUUUGAUUUGUGUUGAAGUUGGUUCUGGAUCGGGUAUAAUUUUAACAUUUCUUGCCUCAAUCUUAGGCGGAAAAUCUCACUACAUUGGCAUUGAUAUUAAUGAGAAAGCUUCCCAAUGCACACAGCAAUCACUUUGUCAUCAUUCCAUUCAAAACUAUGACUGCAUCUGUGACAAUAUGUUAGAUUCUCUUAGCUCAAGAAUGAGAGGUACUGUUGAUGUACUCCUGUUCAAUCCUCCAUAUGUGCCCACUCCAUCUGAUGAAGUUGGGGGUACUGGUCUGUCUGCUUCUUGGGCUGGAGGAAUGCAUGGGAGAGAAGUAAUAGAUUUGUUAUUGCCUCAAGUGGAUUCAUUCCUUAGCGAUGGAGGUGUUUUUUAUCUGUUGACUGUGGAAGAGAAUAGGCCUGGUGAGAUAUGUCAGUUAAUGGCUGCCAAAGGUUUGAUUGCUAGUAAAGUCUUAACGAGAAGAGCAAGAAAUGAGCUACUAACAGUUUUAAAAUUUAUAAAAAAAAAAUUAAGCAAAGAUGAUUUAAAAUGAA
Amphimedon queenslandica is the source of this 706-nucleotide messenger RNA. RefSeq names its product hemK methyltransferase family member 2-like. Gene Ontology annotation, cellular component: eRF1 methyltransferase complex. Gene Ontology annotation, biological process: methylation. Lineage: Eukaryota; Metazoa; Porifera; Demospongiae; Haplosclerida; Niphatidae. The transcript is spliced from 7 exons. The record is from RefSeq and is a predicted model, not a curated record. Gene Ontology annotation, molecular function: S-adenosylmethionine-dependent methyltransferase activity; protein methyltransferase activity; nucleic acid binding. The coding region runs from base 40 to 705 and encodes 221 amino acids.